Egretta garzetta (little egret) is the source of this 1429-nucleotide messenger RNA. RefSeq names its product growth arrest specific 8 (gene GAS8). Gene Ontology annotation, cellular component: Golgi apparatus; microtubule; motile cilium. The record is from RefSeq and is a predicted model, not a curated record. The transcript is spliced from 10 exons. Gene Ontology annotation, biological process: flagellated sperm motility. Lineage: Eukaryota; Metazoa; Chordata; Aves; Pelecaniformes; Ardeidae. The coding region runs from base 11 to 1429 and encodes 472 amino acids. Gene Ontology annotation, molecular function: microtubule binding; small GTPase binding.
CAAAAAGAAAAUGGGACAAAAAGGGAAAGGGAGCAGAGCCGCGGGCGCGGUGGAUGCCUUGUCCCCGGAGGAGAUGAGCAAGGAGCAGCUGGAGAAGCAUGUUGCGCGUCUCCGGGAGGAGCUGGACCGGGAACGGGAAGAGCGCAACUAUUUCCAGCUGGAGCGUGACAAGAUUCACACCUUCUGGGAGAUCACCCGCCGGCAGCUGGAGGAGAAGAGAGCAGAGCUGCGGAACAAGGACCGGGAGAUGGAGGAGGCGGAGGAGCGGCAUCAAGUGGAGAUCAAGGUUUACAAGCAGAAGGUGAAACACUUGUUGUACGAACACCAGGAAAACCUCACCGAGCUGAAGGCAGAGGGCACCCUGUCAGUGAAGCGGGCCCAGAAAGAUCACUGGGCCCAGGAGAUGGAGCUGCGGAAAGACAUGCGCUCCUUGAAAGUGGAGCUGAAGGAGCAGGAGCUGGCCAAUGAGGUGGUGGUGAAAAACAUGCGCCUGAAACAAGAGGAGGAGGUCACCCGGCUGUGCAACGACUUCGAGAGACAAGUGAAAGAGAUUGAGGCCAAGUACGCCAAGAAGACGCAAGCGCUGCGGGACGGGCUUGACUUGCGGAGGAAGACGGAGAUCCACGAGGUGGAGGAGAGGAAGAACAGCCAGAUCAGCGAGCUGAUGAGGAACCACGAGAAGGCCUUCAGGGACAUCAAGAACUACUACAAUGAUAUCACCCUCAAAAACCUGGCGCUCAUCAGCUUGCUGAAGGAGCAGAUGGAGGAGAUGAAGAAGAGAGAGAAUCACCUGGAAAAGGAGAAGGCAGACGUGCUGCUCCAGAACAAGCAGCUGAAGGAGCCCCUGCAGCAGGCCCAGGAGCAGGUGUCCGAGCUGCAGAAGAAGUUGGCCCACUACGAGAAGGACAAGGAGGCCCUGACGAACACAAAAGCCCGUCUGAAAGUCACCCAGAAGGAACUGAAGGAUCUUCAGUGGGAACACGAGGUGCUGGAGCAGAGGUUCAGUAAGGUUCAGGCCGAGCGAGACGAGCUCUAUCAGAAGUUCACCAAAGCCAUUUGCGAGGUGCAGCAGAAGACGGGCUUCAAGAACCUGCUCCUGGAGCGCAAGCUGCAAGGUCUCCUCGACGUCCUGGAGAAAAAGGAGGUGGAGCUCAGCGAGAUCUUCGCAGCCUCCAACCUGGAGCCGGGUGCCCUCUCCUUGGUCUCGCACAAGCUGGAGGUACUGUGCGCUGUCGGGGGCCCUGGGGGCACCAUCCAGGACCUGCAGCUCCAGCUGGCCCGAGUCUGCAAGGCACACGAUGACAUGCUGCAGACGUUGGAGGCAAAGCUGACGGCUUUUGGCAUCCCCCUGGACAACCUGGGCUUCAAGCCCCUGGCGAGCCCCGGGCUGGGGCAGGGCCCCGCCGGACUCGUUGCUGUGCCCACCUGA